Messenger RNA from Pogona vitticeps (central bearded dragon), 4200 nucleotides. RefSeq names its product EPH receptor A2 (gene EPHA2). The record is from RefSeq and is a predicted model, not a curated record. Gene Ontology annotation, cellular component: plasma membrane; dendrite. Gene Ontology annotation, biological process: ephrin receptor signaling pathway; protein phosphorylation; axon guidance. Lineage: Eukaryota; Metazoa; Chordata; Lepidosauria; Squamata; Agamidae. Gene Ontology annotation, molecular function: transmembrane-ephrin receptor activity; protein binding; ATP binding.
AACAAGGCAAGAACUUUCCCACCAGCUCUCAUUGAGCUUUUCUGUCGAAAGAGGUACAGCGAUUCCCUAAAGAGAAGGAGGGAGCAAGCGGCCAAGCAGCAAUCUGUUUAGGCACUCGCUCAGGCCACGGCAUGGCCAGUCUCCGUGGGGUCAGCGGCCCCCUCCUGUCCCCCCUCUUUGUCCUGCUCCAGGUGACGCUCCAAGGAGUCCAGACCCGGGAGGUUGUCCUGCUUGAUUUUGCCAAGGCACAGGGGGAUCUGGGCUGGCUCAAUCAUCCCUAUGGGAAAGGUUGGGAUCUUCUCCAGAACGUCAUGAAUGAGUCGCUUAUUUACAUCUAUUCUGUCUGCAACGUGAUGGAGGGAGAUCAAGACAACUGGUUGCGGACAAACUGGAUCUACCGCAGUGAAGCUCAGCGCAUCUUCAUUGAACUCCAGUUCACGGUUCGAGACUGCAACAGCUUCCCCAGUGGGACAGGCACCUGCAAGGAAACCUUCAACCUUUAUUACGCUGAGUCGGACUUUGAUUACGGCAUCAAUUUUCAGAAACGUCAGUUCCGCAAGAUUGACACCAUCGCUCCAGAUGAAAUUACCUUGCGUGAGGACUUUGACACACGCAAUGUCAAGAUCAAUACAGAGGUGCGCUCAGUUGGACCCCUAACUCGCAAGGGUUUCUAUCUUGCCUUUCAGGACAUUGGGGCUUGUGUGGCCCUCCUCUCGGUCCGUAUCUAUUACAAAAAGUGCCCAGGAAUCUUCCACAACAUGGCAAGUUUCCCUGAAACCAUUGCUGGUGCUGAUUCACAGCCCUUGGCCAAGGUGCCGGGGACAUGCGUGCAGCAUGCUGUGGCCCGAGAGGAGCCUCUCAUGCACUGCAACUCAGAUGGAGAAUGGCUGGUGCCCAUUGGUGAAUGCCUCUGUCGUGAAGGGUAUGAGAAAGACGGCGAUAGCUGCAGAGCUUGUUCUCCUGGGUUCUUCAAAGAGAACAUCUCUAACAGUGCCUGUUCGAAAUGCCCCUCGCACACACUGCCCUCUUCCGAAGGCUCCACUUCCUGUCCUUGUGAGGAAGGCUAUUUUCGGGCCUUGAGUGAUCCUGUCUCUAUGCCAUGCACACAGCCGCCUUCAGCUCCCCACCGCGUCACAGCAAUUGGCCUGGGUGCCAAGGUGCAACUCCGGUGGUCAACACCCCGGAACACAGGAGGCCGCAAGGAUAUCACCUACAGUAUUACAUGUGAACAGUGUUGGCCAGAGUUGGGGGAAUGCCGCCCCUGCGACUCCACCCUUCGGUACUCAGAAAACCCAGACCAUUUUGCUGGCACAUCCCUGACCAUCAGUGACCUGGAGCCACACGUUAACUAUACCUUCACCGUAGAGGCCCACAAUGGAGUAUCCUCUUUCAGCACACAGCGUAGCUACAGCGUGACCAGUAUCAGUGUGAACCAGACAGAACCUCCACGAGUGACUUCAGUGACCAUGGACAGCCGUACUGCCACCAGUCUCACCCUAUCCUGGACUGUACCUCCACGGCAACAGAACUAUGUCUGGAAAUAUCAGGUUACUUACAAGAAAAAGAAGGACGAACACAGCUACUCUGUGUUACGCUGUGAUGAGAAUUCUGUGACCCUUCCUAAACUUAGCCCUGGAACCAAGUACUUGGUGAGCGUCCAGGCACUGACCCAGGAGGGUCAGGGGGCCCACAGUGUGGAGCAAGAGUUUGAGACACUUCCAGAACACUCUGAUGGCACUAAUACCACAGUAGUCCUUUGGGGUUCCAUUGCUGGCUGUCUCUUUAUGGGUUUGGUUGUCCUAGCAACUGUGUUCUUCAUUCGACGAAGGAAGAAGAAGCUGAGGUCCCGGCAAACAUCAGAGGAUGUUUACUUCUCUAAGUCUGAUCAGCUCAAGCCCCUGAAAACCUAUGUGGAUCCCCACACAUAUGAGGACCCAAAUCAGGCUGUGCUGAAGUUCACCACUGAGAUUCAUCCUUCCUGCAUUUCACGGCAGAAAGUCAUUGGGGCAGGUGAAUUUGGAGAAGUCUAUAAGGGGACCCUAAAAAGUGGCAAGAAGGAGAUCCCAGUGGCCAUCAAGACACUAAAAUCUGGCUACACAGAGAAGCAACGCAUAGACUUCCUGAGUGAAGCAACCAUUAUGGGCCAGUUUUGCCAUCACAACAUUAUCCACUUGGAGGGAGUAAUAUCAAAAUAUAAGCCUUUUAUGAUCAUCACAGAAUACAUGGAGAAUGGUGCUCUGGAUAAAUUCCUACGGGAAAAGGAUGGGGAAUUCUGUGUUAUCCAGCUGGUAGGCAUGUUGAGGGGCAUCGCCUCUGGUAUGAAGUAUUUGGCCAGCAUGAACUAUGUCCACCGCGAUUUGGCUGCUCGCAAUAUUCUUGUUGACAGCCAGCUGGUCUGUAAAGUCUCUGACUUCGGCCUUUCUCGUGUCCUGGAGGAUGAUCCUGAUGCCACUUACACCACAAGUGGUGGGAAAAUCCCUAUCCGAUGGACAGCUCCUGAGGCUAUCUCUCAUCGCAAGUUUACUUCAGCCAGCGAUGUCUGGAGUUAUGGAAUCGUUAUGUGGGAGGUGAUGUCGAAUGGUGAACGACCUUACUGGGAGCUUUCCAAUCAUGAGGUGAUGAAAGCAAUAAACGAAGGCUUUCGGCUUCCUGCACCCUUGGACUGCCCUUCUGCCAUCUACCAGUUGAUGAUGCGAUGCUGGCAACAAGACAGAAGCCAUCGGCCCAAGUUCACCGAUAUUGUGAGCAUCUUGGACAAGCUUAUCCGUGCCCCUGAAUCGCUCAAGACAUUGGCAGAGUUCGAUCCUCGGAUCUCCAUCCGCCUACCCAGCACCAGCGGCUCAGAAGGGAUCCCUUUCCGAACUGUGGGCGAGUGGUUGGAAUCCAUCAAAAUGCACCAGUAUACGGAGCACUUCACAGCUGCGGGGUAUAAUGUCAUUGAGAAGGUGGUGCAGAUGUCCAAUGAUGAUAUUAAAAGAAUUGGAGUACGUCUACCAGGACACCAGAAGCGCAUUGCCUACAGCCUGAUGGGAUUGAAGGAACAGGUCAGCACCACUGGCAUUCCAAUUUGAACUGGGCAAAUCUUACCCUUCACUUGUAGUAGCUCUGUUGCCUGAUUUAGCUACUCAGUGGUCAAGCCAAGGACAAUUUGGCAAACAUAAUUCCUGGCACAUACUUGAAAUGAAGAAUCCAAGUGACCUCUUGCAAAGGAUGCCAACUUACAAAGAACGAAGCGGACGUCUGUUUUCUUCUGAGUUUCCUCAGCAUCCCUUAAUAUUUAUUGCUUGGCCUCUUAUUUCAUAUGCCUGCUGACGUCUGCAAGCAUUAUUCUGUGGUAUUGGAAGGCUCCAGGAUGAGGCGUCAGGCUCUGCCGCACAUUCUAGCUUCACACUGCCAAGCAGAAGUGCCAAAAGCCACAUUUCAUUCAUUCUGCCGUGUCUCUAGCUUCAAUAGUUCCUGGGGCUACCAGAAGAGCAUUGCCACGCUUUCUGCCAGUUCACUUUCUCCUACUUACAGUCCUGCACAAGACCAACCAAAGUACUGUACCAGAGAGCUGUUUGUUCCAUUGUCAGUAUGUCCAAACCCGCUUUACUGUUCCAACAGCCUACUCUUUUCCACAUUCAGAAGCCUGAAAAAAUGUUUUUUUCUUAUAGACAUGUUUUCUCUGUUGCAGAGAUGGAAGAGAGAGGACUCUUUUAUAAACACAGCUUGUCUUUAAAAGCAAACCUCGGCUGUUUCAGCUUCUGCACAUUCUUGAUUUCCCCUUUUUUGUUCAAGCACUAAAGGACUUUUCCUUCAACCUUCUCACUUUUUAAGAAGCCAAACCAGGUUGAAUGAAGAAUAAGGCCUUAGACAGACUGUUCUUGUAACAUUUGAGUUUCAGCUUUGAAGUGUUUUUUCCAAGGAUAACCAACUAUGACUCUCCAAAGAGUUAUUUCAUGCCUGCCUGCCUUUAUUCCAUUUUUUUUAGCCCAUCCCUGAAAUGCACUCAUGACUUUUACUGUCAAUUAUUUUCCGUUCAUUAUUAUUACUUUCCCUUUUUAAAAUAUGUUAAUUUAUUUUUUAUAUUUAUUGAUUUAAAAGCAGAUACAGUAUGUUGCUAAUAAGGAUAAUCAUGCACCAUUUAUACAUGUGAAGUUUACUUGUGUGUGUGUGUGUGUGAAUAUUCUCCAGCUUUAAUUAAAAAAGUGUUUUUUCCUU